Molecule: messenger RNA, 4422 nt
Organism: Ceratina calcarata
Lineage: Eukaryota; Metazoa; Arthropoda; Insecta; Hymenoptera; Apidae
Gene: Gyg
Product: glycogenin 1
Exons: 9
Coding region: 134-3688 (1184 amino acids)
Molecular function (GO): glycosyltransferase activity
Source: RefSeq, a predicted model, not a curated record
GGAUCUCAAGUCGUCACUCGUAUUGUAGCGCUGAUGAAGUGCGUACGGGUUCUUGUCAGUUGUGCGGGCAUUAGAAAGUGUUGAGUGCGUAAAAUCGGUCCGUUAAAAAAGAAACAGAGACUCUUUGCCAACCAUGGGUGGAUACGCCUGGGUCACAUUAGCUACCAACGACGCCUAUUGUUUGGGGGCCUUAGUUUUGGCACACUCUCUACGCCGAGUUGGUACCAAAUAUGAAUUGGCUGUGUUGAUCACUCCUGGAGUAACGCAAACGAUGAGGGAGAAACUAUCAACAGUUUUUUCUGUUGUAAUGGAAGUAAAUGUACUCGAUUCGAAAGACGAAGCUAAUUUGGCACUGCUCGCUAGGCCGGAAUUGGGUAUCACGUUUACGAAACUGCAUUGCUGGAGAUUGACUCAAUACGAUAAAUGUGUCUUCCUCGACGCGGACACGCUCGUCGUGAGAAAUUGCGACGAGUUAUUUGAGAGAGAAGAAUUGUCUGCUGCUCCCGACGUUGGUUGGCCCGAUUGUUUCAAUUCCGGUGUAUUUGUAUACAAACCGUCCCAACAAACUUUCGCUUCCAUCACCGCGUUCGCAGCCGCCAAAGGUUCGUUCGACGGCGGCGAUCAGGGUCUACUGAACAUGUAUUUUAGCGACUGGGCCACAAAAGAUAUUUCUAACCACCUUCCAUUUAUCUAUAACAUGUGUUCUACCGCUACGUACUCUUAUCUUCCUGCAUUCAAACAGUUUGGAGAUGACGUUAGAAUAAUACACUUUAUCGGUAUUACAAAACCGUGGUUACAGUAUUUUGACACUUUAACUGGUAUUGUUCAACCACCACCGGGUUCUACGCACUUGCAACCGCUAUUGCAAUUAUGGUGGAACAUAUUUUGUGAAAGUGUCCAUUCACAGUUAUCACCAGUUAUGGCUACCAGCACAUUGGCACCAAUUUGGCACGAAUUUACUCCUGUACCUUUUCAACAUCCUACUCCACUACGAAGCUCCACUUACACAGACACAACAGACAGAACACAAAAUGAUAUUUAUGUACAACCAGAUUUCUCCGAGUUUCAAGAUCCGUGGGAGAAUUAUCUCACACGAAACAAUUCAAUUAUUCACGAAACAGAAGACAACGUAACACAACAGUAUUAUUCCACAACCAAUACUUGUUCACCUGCGCCUACAUUCGUUAAUCAAACUCAUUACGAACCACCAACGGAACAUGGUAGAACACAUUAUCAGCAACAGUACAUCGAACCCUUGCACAUUCAACAUAAUCACAAUCAAGAACAAAUUUCUGAUUACGUUAAUAAUGAAACUGAACAACAACAUUCGUAUUUUCAUCCUAGCGACACGUCCGUAUCAAAUGCUCGACACACUUGGCAUAAUCGACCUAGUGUACCUGUAUAUAAUGUACAAAAUCAUCAUUCCAACGAAUCUCAACAUCAGCAUGUUGAUCACCAUCAUCAGUACAUCUCACCGAUGAGCCAUUACGAUAAUAAUAAUACAUUAUCAUCGGAAGAAACAAGAGAACACAAGCAUGUCGACUACCAAUCUGUUUAUCAACAAAAUUCCUUUAAUAACAACGAAUCACCGUCGGAAGAAGUGAUAAAGCGACAGCAACAUAAUGAACAUUAUGUUGAUUGUAAUCAUUAUAAAACGAGUAAUAGUGAGCAGUUUAAUCAUCAUUAUAAAAAAGAGAAUAACGAGUCUGUAAAUAUUAAAACAGAUCACGAUCGGCCUGUGGAUGAUAAUAACAUAGCUCAUAAAAAUGAUCAUUUGACUGAGCGGAAGGCUGUACGAAAUAAGAAUGUAAACUUCACAGACGAACGGACAAAAACAUCAGUAUCUUUUAGUCCUAUUCCUAAUUCCAAACCCUGUACAGAUAUCCACAAAGUAGCAACGCAAUCUGACCUACACGUAAUGGAUGAUCUAAGUAAUUCAAAUGGUGGUCUCGCCGGUGCCUUGGCUCAAAUGACGCUGGGCGAACCCAGAAGCGCCGAACAAAUUGCAUUAGAAGAACAUAUGCGAAAACAGAGCUGGGAACAAGGUCAUAUCGAUUAUAUGGGCCGCGACAGCUUCGACAACAUUUGGAAAAAAAUUUGCGAAACCCUCGCUCUUGCACCAUCGCGAUUGCCGUCUCCACCUAAAGAAACAGAGAAGCCCGCGAAAACCGCAACUGACAAGACUGAUUCUAUUAAAGAUGACUCGAUUAUAUCUUCUGACACUACGCAAUCUAUCGAAUCUGUAGAUGAAGCGGAUAAAGGAGCCGGCGCUGAGGCAACACCCGAUAGUGAAGAACAAUCUCUAGUUAACAAUGUUCCUAUAACAAGCGUACCUAAAUUAUCAGAGACGAAUGAACAAGUUAAGGAUACCAUAUCUUCUGUGAAAGAAAGUGAAGAUGAUAUUACCGAAAAAAUUUCAGUAGAACCUGGAAACGAAACGCUUGAUGCAAAUAUUUCGAUGCAAACAUCUAAUAAACAAAUUUUAGAACUUGAUGCAUGUUUGCCAUUAAAAGAAACCCCGCAGCAAACAACUGCUCCUAUAGUAUCAUCUGAUCCAAUCCAACCUGUUUCAAUUGGAGAGCAAGAAACAAUUACUGAAACAAGACAACUGGAGAGUGACGUAAAAGACGUAGGUGAUCUUAAGACUACCUACGUAGUAGAUACCGAGCAAACGAAACAAGCGAACAUUAAAGAUGAAAUACACUCGAAAGAACUGUGCCCAAAAGAAUCAACUGCCUCACAAAUUCUAACUGUUAGUCCCGUCCCGAUACAAGUUGCAGAGUCUGUACUUCAAGUGGAACCAAAAGAAUCCAUGCCGGAUUCUCGAGUAACACCGCAGGAAGCGGCUCUUUUUUCGACAAUAACGUCUGUCCUCUCGGUAGAAACAGAGGAUAAAACGUGUUCAGCACCAUCGACGACUGACCCGGCGCAAAGCGAAGAAACAUUCAGUUCGAAUAAAACCGCAACUGCAGAAAAUAUCGAUACUGCCACUAAAUCAAGCGAACCAUUAACGGAAUCGAAAGAAACUUUGCAAAACAUUUCAUUAUCCGUAGGACAAAUUCAACCUCAACUUUCGGAAACGCCUAUGUCAUUUUCAGGAGAUAUAAAAACACCAGAGGAAUCAAUGCAAAAAGAAGGAAUCGAAACGGAAGUAGAAGGGAGUGAAGCAGUGAGUGGAACUGGAACUGCAAUGGAAGACGAGAAAACUAAAACUUUAUCAGCCGGUAAAGCUCCGGUUAGACCCUCGAGGUCGAAGGAAGUGCCUUCGCCGAGUGUAUCGAAAACUGCACAGCAAGAUGUAAAGAGUGAAGAUAAAGCAGUGAAGAAGCCUGUUAAAAAACCAGCAGGAAAAUCGAUGCCGGCUGAGGAGUCUGCGGAAGCAGCUGAAGGUGAUGGCUUCGAUAAAAAAACAGAAAAGAAGGUAAUGAAAAAGGUGGUGAAGAAAACAAAGUCAAAAUCAGAGGAAGGUCUGGAUGAUGGUGCCGAUGACAAUAAUUCUGGUAGUAAGCAAAAGAAGACUGUGAAAGUUGUUAAGAAAAGUACGAAACCUUCGCAAUCUUCUAGUAUUGAGACAAGUGUUCCUGAAACUCCAUCGUCUAGUACUUCCGAUGCAGCACCAGUUCCGCCUAAACGAAAAACAAAACCUGUAACCUCCAAGUCAAUUGGUAAAAAAUCUGAUACUCAGUAACUACGGUUAUUGAAGAUGACAAUAAUUUUUUAAAUAAUUCACCAAUGUGAAAGUCUUAAAAUUACGUGGAUGAAAAGUGAUACUCACUAGUCCUUCCUAAUUUUUUAUAUUUUAUAUUAACAGUUCCACAAAUAAGUAUCACUCACAGAUUUGUUGUUUACUCUGGUUUUUUUGUUUCUGUUAGAUAAUAUAUUCCAACAUAAUGUUUUGCUUCAUAAUUUAUACAUUAUUUUAACUUUGUGUCAGUACUAAAUAAAGCUUUUUUAUAUUAUAUAUCCAACCUGUUUUUGCAUAAAUUGGAAUGAAACUCAUACCUUCCAGGUAUAAUCUUCUGUAAUUAAUGGUAUAAUUAAUAUAUUAUUUUAAUACAUGUCUCGACUAAUUUCUUUUUUUUACUCAUGUAUAAGCUUCAAUGUAUUUAGUAGCACACAUGUGAGUAGCUGUGAUUGAAUAACUUUAAAAAAAUAAUAUAUACAACAUGCAUAUAUACAUAUAUUUAACAAAAGUGCAGAACAAUAUCUUCAGUUCAGGAAGAAAUGUAAUCACAAAUAUGGGUUAUAAAAAAUAUACAUUUAUAUAUUUUAUAUGUAUCAAUUUGUAUCUUUGUAUACUUAUAUCGCUGUACACACAAUCCUACAACAGUCUGCAAUCAUACUAUAAUAAAUCACACGAGUUUUAAUUUUGAAAACUGUCAGACAUAUAUGGUUUGAAUACAUUCUUUAAGAUCAAAAUUA